AUGCAGGGCAGCAAGGCCUCCAAUUUGCUCGAGGAGAAGUGCACGUCGGGCGGUUGGAGUGCGACCCUCGGCGACACGGUCGACGCGAGCUUGAAGAAGGCGUACCUGGACGCGCAGACGGCCCGGAAGCGCGCCAACAAGCUCAUGUGCGGCAUCAAAUCGUCGGGCUUGGCAUCGACGGACGGCGCGGCGCUUGCCCUCGUGGGCUCAAUGGCGUUCAAAGAUGGCUCCCUCCACGACGGCGUAGUCGACUUCAACAGUUGCAGCGUUGGUUUCGGUAACUUUGUCACGGACGCCGAAGCUGGCGGUAACUACAAGGCGAGCGUCAACCACCUCGACACGUCGUUCCGCAACGGCGACGGUUGGUGGGGCGCCGACCGCAAGCCCGUCAAAUGGUUCGAGUGUGCGUUGUAG
Molecule: messenger RNA, 414 nt
Organism: Saprolegnia parasitica CBS 223.65
Lineage: Eukaryota; Oomycota; Saprolegniomycetes; Saprolegniales; Saprolegniaceae
Exons: 2
Coding region: 1-414 (137 amino acids)
Source: RefSeq, a predicted model, not a curated record